Pungitius pungitius (ninespine stickleback) is the source of this 2911-nucleotide messenger RNA. It is a transcript of the gene wdcp, whose product is annotated as WD repeat and coiled coil containing. The coding region runs from base 177 to 2405 and encodes 742 amino acids. The record is from RefSeq and is a predicted model, not a curated record. Gene Ontology annotation, molecular function: kinase binding. The transcript is spliced from 4 exons. Lineage: Eukaryota; Metazoa; Chordata; Actinopteri; Perciformes; Gasterosteidae.
UUGCUUCCGUGUCGACUAGAAAUCGGCAUUUCCGGCACAUUUCAGACACAUUUUAACCGCCAGAUGUGAUUUAAUAGACCGCUUAGAGACCGCUUUCAGGUCGUCUAGACGGAUAUGAGAGGCGUGUGGUUUUAUAAGCACUUUCUCUUGGACCCAGCGUCUUCACACCUGCCGGGAUGGAUCUCGGCAAAGCAAAGCUGCUCCGGUCGGGCCUCAACGCCCUGCACCGAGCCAUCCACCCUGUGCACGGGAUCGCGUGGACGGACGGCAGGCAGGUGUGCCUGACUUCGCUCUUCUUCGUCAACGGCGAGGUGACCUUCGGCGACACCAACGUCAUCGGGCAGUUCGAGCACGUCCUCGGGCUCUUCUGGGGCCCGCUGUGCUGCUCGGACUCCCCGGCGCUGCUGGCCGUCCAGCACAAGAAGCACGUCACCGUGUGGCAGCUGCAGCUGAGCGCGCUGGAGCAGAACAAGCUGCUGUGCACGCAGACCUGCGAGAUGAGCGAGCCUUUCCCCUUGCUCUCCCAGGGCUGCGUGUGGCAUCCCAAACUGGACGUCCUGGUCGUGCUGACCAAGAAGGACACUUCCUUGCUGUUUUCGGUCAGGGUGGACAACAGGAGGAUCAAGGCGGACAUCAAAGGCAGCGGGCUCAUCCACUGCGCGUGCUGGACUAAGGAUGGCACCCGCCUGGUGGUGGCUCUGGGAAGUUCGCUGCACUCGUACAUCUGGAACGACAUCCAGAAGAGUCUGGUGGCCUGCUCCUUCUGCCCCGUCUUUGACGUGGGGGGCUACAUCUGCGCCAUGGAAGCCACGGGGGAGGCUCAAGUGGCGGUGGCUACGGAGCUGCCGCUGGACAAAAUCUGCGGGUUAAACGCCGGCAUUGCCUUCGACAUGGCGUCGGAGAGCGAGUCCCUGCACAGCCACGGAUCGAGCGCGGUGUUUUCCGAAGACGACAGCGGCGUGGACUCGAGAAGGAUAUCCUUUGAGUCGGAGAGGUCCUACAUCCCCAGCUCUGGCCCCCUAGACCUCACGCACCUCCUGGCGAGGCACCGGCGCUCCGACCCCAGCCCCCUUCUCCACCUGCGUCGCAGGGACACCAUGACCGGCUCGGGCCAGGACUCCUCGCACCUCAUCCUGGUCACCUACGAGCGCAAAGUGACCACCAGCCGCAAAGUCAGCAUCCCCGGGGUCUUGGUUCCGGACAUCGUGGCUUUCGACCCGCGCGGCUCCACGGUGGCGGUGGCCUCCAACACCUGCAACAUGGUGCUGGUGUACUGCAUCACGGCCUCCGCCAUGCCCAACGUCCAGCAGAUCUCCCUGCAGGCCAACGAGAGGCCCAAGGGGGUGUGCUUCCUCAACGACAAGACGCUGCUGCUGAUGGUGGGCCGGCAGAAGUCCAGCGAGCCGGCCUUCCUCCCGUCCUCCAACACGGACAAGUACGUCCUUCGUCUCGUUGCCAAAGAGCUGAUGCUCAACGGAGAGAUACCGCUCACGCCCCCGCCCUCCGCUCACAGCCGCGAGCCGGCUUCUAAUUUCGGCCUGAGGAUUAGGAGGCACUCGGAGCACCAGCCCAAGGACGACCGGGAGCACCAGGGGAUAAAGGAGCUGGUGCUGCCCGGCGGGGGGGUCGUUCGCUCCGGGGCCAACAGGCGCAGGCUGGUGGAGGAGGUGAGGAGCGGCGAGCUCAGCCCCGUCACCAGCUCGGCGGACUUCUCCGACCGAGCCCCCUCCAGCCCCUCCUCCUCCGUCGCGGUGGAGACUUUCGACGUGGACCACGUCAACCGCAUGUCCUGCCUGGGGGUGGCCGGCCAGGCCAGCAGAGACUCCAGCCGGGCCGGCUCCCCCCGCCACGAGCCGUCGGACAAGCUCCACACGGACCCCACGCUGCCCUUUCCCGAAAAGGCGGCGGGGGGCCCCGCCAAGGAGCGCGCGCUGGAGCAGCUGGUGCACAACGUGGAGAGGCUGUUCGGGCGCUUCGCGGACGUGCAGCAGUGCCUGGCGGAAAUCCGCGAUUACAACCAGAAUGGCAGGAAGCCCCCGGGGGUCUACCCCGCCGCCUCUGAGCCGCCGUACGUCAACGUCACGUGUCAGAAGCAGUUAUCGGAGAACGUGUUCAUCGACGAGCGGAGGCCGGUGCUGCUGUGUGAGGGGAAGCUGUGUCUGCGCGUCCUGCAGGACCUCUUCACCCUCACCAUCGUGGAGAUGAUGUAUGGUCCGCUGUGGGUCGUCCUCGUGGCGGACGCGGACGGCUUCGUGCCUCUGACCUUCAGGCCCAAAGAGGAGCUGACGGUGCGCAACGGGAAGCGGAAAACUAACCUGCGGACUCCCGACAGUCCGGAGGACUCCGUCCCCUCCAGCCCGGCCCCCGGCCAGGGCCCCCACGCCGCCACGGACUCCUGCGCCUAGUGCCCCCCAGCUGGCGGGUCCACGCAGCCGUCCUCACUUCCAAUAUGUUUCACCAAGAUCACCAAAGUUAUACGUCGGAUGUAUUUUUCUACUUGAAGGACAGUAGCGAGUGGCUCGUGUUUCAUGUAAACGUUUGGUGUGGUUCUGGAAUUAAUGGAACGCCGCAGAAAUCCCACAUUUUUAAUGAAACUCAUCGAAAACCUCUGCAUUGGCUCUUUUGUGCUGAAAGUUCUCCCCUCAAAUGAAUGUGUUACACACGUGUUUAGUUUAACAAUUGCAUUCAUCUAAAAUGUCAUUAAGAACACUGAAACCCAGCUGGCCACCAGAGGGGGCCGGACUCCAUCAGAACUCUACACAAGCCCAAAUAAGUGUGAAAGUUGUGCAGCUCGAGCAACAACAUCUUUUUGAAACACUAACCAGCAUUAACUAGUGUGCAACAUUUAGUUUUUGACUCCAUGGAAGAAACACACCACCCACGUCUAUUUGGUCUAACCAACCUCUACAAC